Messenger RNA from Rhinocladiella mackenziei CBS 650.93, 1587 nucleotides. RefSeq lists its product as uncharacterized. The transcript has 4 exons. Gene Ontology annotation, biological process: amino acid biosynthetic process. Lineage: Eukaryota; Fungi; Ascomycota; Eurotiomycetes; Chaetothyriales; Herpotrichiellaceae. The coding region runs from base 1 to 1587 and encodes 528 amino acids. Gene Ontology annotation, molecular function: aspartate kinase activity. The record is from RefSeq and is a predicted model, not a curated record.
AUGACCAGCGCCACUCUUUCUAAUGGGGUCGAUGGGUCGACCCCAAUCGUCAACGGCAGCAGCACACCCACCACUCGUCCGGUCAAUGUUCUAAAAUUUGGCGGAACCAGUGUUGGCAAAUUCCCCCAGGACAUCGUGAAUGUUGUCAAAUCGAGCUCCCAAGAGAACGAUGUUGCCAUUGUCUGCUCGGCGAGAUCGAGCAGCACGAAAGCUGCAGGCACUACCAAUCGAUUACUACGGGCGGCCACCGAAGCAGAGGAUCAUAGGACACAAGGUUUCAAGAAGUUGAUUGAAGAUGUCCGAGCCGAUCACAUUGAGGCUGCUGGGUUUUACAUCAAGUCGGAGAAAAUAUCCUCACGGUUAAAGGCAGAAAUUGACGAAGAAUGUUCCUUGGUGGUGCGGAUACUAGAAGCUGCCCAGACAUUGGGAGAGACUAGCCCAAGAUCGAGGGACAAGGUGAUGAGCACAGGAGAGAAACUCAGUUGCCGGUUCAUGACUGCACUACUGCAAGAUCGAGGGAUUGACGCUGAAUACGUUGAUCUGGCGGAUGUGAUCGACUUCAAAGGUUCGCACGGCUUGGACCAGCAAUUUUACGACAACGUAUCCGCCCGACUAGGGCAGAGAUUGCAGAAUAUCUCGGGCAAAGUUCCCGUCAUCACUGGUUACUUUGGGGUUAUUCCUCGCGGGCUUCUUACGACAGUGGGGCGAGGUUAUACCGAUCUAUGCGCCGCGUUGGUUGCAGUUGGGAUCAAAGCAAAAGAAUUGCAAAUAUGGAAGGAAGUUGAUGGCAUCUUCACCGCCGAUCCGCGCAAAGUCCCAACAGCUCAAUUGAUUCCCCAGAUCAGCCCUGCCGAAGCAGCUGAACUUACCUUCUACGGAUCUGAGGUCAUCCAUCCUUCGACCAUGGACCAAGUCAUUCGAGCACGGAUCCCAAUUCGCAUCAAGAAUGUCAUGAAUCCUAGAGGAGGAGGGACCAUCAUCUUCCCUGAUAGUCCAUUUGAGCUAGACUCAGCGUCAUCAGGACAUGACCCCAAAUUAUUCAAGUCCCGAAGUUCCAGCCAUCUGACAGAGCGGAAGAGGCCGAAGCGUCCGACGGCAGUUACCAUGAAGCACAAAAUCCUGGUUAUGAACAUCCAUUCCAAUAAGCGAUCGCUGUCACACGGCUUCUUUGCCGGGAUAUUUGCAACAUUGGAUAAGUGGCGGCUGUCAGUCGAUGUGAUCUCCACCAGUGAGGUCAACAUGUCCAUGGCCCUGCACUCAGAAGCGCCCUUGUACACCGGAGGAGGCGAAGAUGAAUACCAGAUCGUGGAUCAGGAUCUGCGCGGGGCUCUGGAAGAGCUGCAAAGCUUUGGGACAGUUGACAUCAUCCCAGAAAUGGCAAUUGUCAGCCUGGUGGGGAAGCAAAUGAAGAAUAUGGUGGGCAUUGCUGGAAGGAUGUUCUCCACGUUAGGAGAGAACAAUGUGAAUAUUGAAAUGAUUUCUCAAGGAGCCAGUGAAAUUAACAUCUCUUGUGUGAUUGAGGAACGCGAUGCAGACCGAGCGUUGAACAUUUUGCACACCAAUUUAUUCACCUUUCUGGAACCUUGA